Phaedon cochleariae (mustard beetle) is the source of this 1580-nucleotide messenger RNA. The record is from the annotation of a GenBank genome assembly. Lineage: Eukaryota; Metazoa; Arthropoda; Insecta; Coleoptera; Chrysomelidae.
AUUGAUUUUUUGUGUUAUCUGUGGCAGGAAAGAAAUAAUAAAAAAACAUUUUACCGUUACCGAGUGGAAACAAGAUUUUGUGUCUCAAUCUACAAUAUGAAGUGGUAUUCCGGAGACAUAGCUCAAGCCAUUGUGUUUGCCAAGUCAAGAGGAGCAAUUUUUGUAGUGUACAUUAGAGGUACUGAUGGGCAAUCAGAGAAAAUAACAUCUCUUAUUGAGAAUGGUGAACUUGGAUCUAAAUUAGAACAGGAAUAUUUUGUGGCAAUCAAAUUAGAAGCAGGUUCUACCCCACAUCAGCAGUUUAGUGAAAUAUAUAAAGAACCAAGUAUUCCAUCCAUAUAUUUCAUUGGAAAAAAUGGUGCUCCACUAGGCAUCAUUACUGGUAAAGAUAAUUUAGAUAUGAUACCAAAGAGAAUUGAUGAUAUUUUACUGAAAGCAGGUUUGAUACAGAAUAGGCCAGCUGAUAUCUCUGAAACUCUGAUCCAAAAUGAGCAAUUGAGUGAAAGCAGAAAUGUUUUAAGUGAAAAUGGUGCAAAUCAAAGCAAACCUAGUCAUACUGAAGAGAAUGCUAACCAGUCUGUUGAAAACAUCCAGAAGGAGGGAAAUAGUGAGCAGACAGCUGAAGAUAAAUUGAACAGAGCCAAAGAACUUCUGGAAAAGAAAAGAGAGCAAAAAUUAUUGGAAGAAAAAGAGAAUGAACGUCUCAAAGAGAUAGAGCGUCGCAAAAUGGGUCAGGGCGUACAGCAACUGAAAAAAUGGCAGGAGGACCAAGAAAUGAAACAGCUGAAGGAAGACCGCGACAGAGAAAAGCGGGAAAACCAGGUAGCAAGAGAACGAGUUCUAGCUCAAAUUGCUCAAGACAAAGCAGAGAGAUUGGCUAAGGCUCAACCACAGUCGCCACCAGAAAUACAGCACCAGAAAGCCUCACCUCCAAGCGCCUCUGCUACUAUCAAUUCCAAUAUGACGAGGCUUCAGUUCAAGCUUCCCGACGGUUCUAGCAACACAAGAGAAUUUGCGGUUUCGGACUCCCUGGAGUCGGUUGUGUCCUACAUAAAAUCCAAUCUGAAGUUGCCUUCAAACAAUUUCAUCCUGUCCACUACCUUUCCCAGACGGGAUUUCUCUAAUAAUGAUUAUUCCCAGAGUCUGUUGGAUCUGCAGCUUGUACCCAAUGCUGUCAUUUUGAUUUUGCCUUUGAAUCAUGGUUCAGUCUCCACUAACCCGGGUGGAAGUAUUACUGCUAUGAUUUGGAGUCUGUUGGCACCACUUUGGAAUAUAUUUGGGUUUUUUAGGAAUUUCAUUUUUGGGAUGAAUCCUAAUGCUGGGGGAAAUAAGAGACCGUCAGAUGAUGCAGCUGAGCCCAGAGCUGAUCAGCCAAAAAGAAGAAUGCGUGAUUCUACUGUAGUGAAAAGGCAAGGGAACAUUCAUAGACUGACCGAUAAAAGAGAUAGUGACGAUGAAAAUAAUACUUGGAAUGGAAACUCUACACAACAGAUGUGAGCAUGAUUAGGAUUAUUUGAUACAUUUUAAUUGGUUUUUAAUUUUUGUUAAUAUCAAUUCAAGAAUAAAGUUAUAUUAUAUUU